Molecule: messenger RNA, 2067 nt
Organism: Lucilia sericata (common green bottle fly)
Lineage: Eukaryota; Metazoa; Arthropoda; Insecta; Diptera; Calliphoridae
Exons: 6
Coding region: 1-2067 (688 amino acids)
Source: RefSeq, a predicted model, not a curated record
AUGUGCAAGUCUGAGGUUAGUAUAAUGCUCUUGUUACUAAUAUUAUUUGUGAGCACAGUUCUCGCAGAUGAAAAAAUUGCCAAAGUUGAUGAUAAGAAAGUUGACGCUAAAAAGGAUGUGAAAAAAUCGGUUGAGGAGACUAAAGUAAAACUGGAAAAAGAGAUUCAUCUGAUCAAACAGCCUAUGCUUAAUAGUCCAGCACCAUUUGAAGCUGCAGCUUCGGCAACACAACAGGUUUAUUAUGAUAAAAACCAAGUGACGCCAGGCGAAGGAGCAGGCAAUGCAAAGAGUAAUACAAAUUCUCAAGCCGCAAACGCUUAUCGCGCACAAUACAGUCAAGUGGCACACCAGCAACAACAACAGCAACAAAAUAAGAAUCACAUAAGAGUAGCUGCAAAAAAUCCACUGCAACAACAACAAAUACAACUUCAAGCACCCGUUUCACUGCCGGCACAACAACGUGGCCAGCAACAGAAGCAAAUACAAUACGUUCUUGCCAUACCACUGUCAUAUUUGCGUCAAAUACAACAACAACUUAUACACCAGCAGCAACAGGAACAACCAACACAUUUACAAGUCUAUAAGGGGCAACAACAGCCACAACAACAACAGCAGCAACAACAGCAAAUACAAGCAAUACCAGUUUAUUCUAUUGCCGGACCUUUGGCUAGAGACCAUAAUGGUGCUUAUCGUCCUUUUCAUCGUUUUGCUCCAACAGCUGUCAAUGAUGUCUCAACUGGUGCUCAACAUCAAACGGCUUCUGCAUUACCCAACACACAACCCCUAGCACCAGCCUCUCCAGCUCCACCCGGUUAUAUUACUCAAUAUAUACAAAUACCAGCAAGUGCUUUACUAGCUGCCGUACAAUCGGCUCAAGUGCAACAACAACAACAGCAACGUCCUGUUCAUUUACCACAAAAUGUAUAUCAACAACAACAGCCGCAGCUGCAGUUGCAGCCACCAAUACAUCAACAACAUGUUCAGGCUCAAGCACCUCAACUCAUUUACUACCAGCCACAGCAACAACAACAAUUGAAACAGCCUUCACAUGCCUUGACAUCGCCACCUGUUUAUGGAUAUAAUGUCAACCAACUGCAGCAGCCAACUCAACAACAUCAGACUUAUGAACAUUUGACGGAACAACAACAGCAAAAUGUAGGUAAACAACAACCGCACCGUGUUCGAGGUGUUAGACCGACUGUAAAUUUAACACCAUCCCAAUAUGACACAAACGCUGCAGCGUAUGAGCACGAAGAGAAAGCUCAACUAGUAGCACUACAGGCACCAUCAACACAUCAAAAUUUAAAUACACACUCCCACACAAAUGCACAUAGUCAACAGUAUAUUGCACAAGCUCCCUUAGCACAACAACAGCAACAACAACAAACUGCACCGGCACAUCAGGUAGUACAAGCACCUGAAGCUUUCGACCAUGUUGUUCACUAUAAUCCACAAUAUGUACAACACUUUCAGGAGCAGGCACAACAGCAACAACGGCAACCUCAACACCAGCCCCAUAGAUUACAUAUACAACCACAGCAUGCACCACUUGUAGAACAUUUAAAUAAUUUACCAUUUUCUCAGGGUAUUCAUGGUCCAACACCACUGCCAUUCCUACGCCUACAUCCAGCAGCAGGAGUAACUCCUUUCUUUCCACCAGGCAUUGCUCAGCCGUUUGUUUCGAGUGGAUUUCAACCUCCCUUUACUCCGAUAGGAAUGCCAAGUAAAGUGACAUCCUUUACAAAUGUCUUAUUGCAGCCAUUUGUAGGACAUCCUUCUUCGUUUCACACACCGGAAAUUGGUACAGCUGUUGCUGGCAGUGCUGACUCUUUACCCUUUAUCCAUCAGAAUGGUGGCAUACGUUACGGUACACAUCUUUACCAUCCGCCUACGUCAGCCACCUCUGUGUUGGCCGGCAACAAACAGCACAACUCAGCAGCUGCACACCCAGCUCCAAGAGUGUUGUCGACAACAGGAGAAGGAAAAGUUUCUGCAUCCUCAGCAAAAGCCACUGUGGUAGCUGGCGCAGCAGUAGCUGGCAGUCCAACGGUAGUAAAAUAUCCUUAA